Saccharomyces paradoxus is the source of this 1872-nucleotide messenger RNA. It is a transcript of the gene ENT2, whose product is annotated as epsin. Gene Ontology annotation, cellular component: plasma membrane; endosome; clathrin vesicle coat. The record is from RefSeq and is a predicted model, not a curated record. NCBI's taxonomy places the organism in Eukaryota, Fungi, Ascomycota, Saccharomycetes, Saccharomycetales, Saccharomycetaceae. Gene Ontology annotation, biological process: endocytosis; actin filament organization. The transcript has a single exon. Gene Ontology annotation, molecular function: clathrin binding; phospholipid binding. The coding region runs from base 1 to 1872 and encodes 623 amino acids.
AUGUCUAAGCAGUUUGUUCGUUCUGCAAAGAACAUGAUGAAGGGCUACUCGUCCACACAAGUGCUUGUGAGAGAUGCUACGGCGAACGACUCGAGGACUCCGUCGAUAGAUACUCUUGAUGAUUUGGCACAGAGAUCUUACGAUUCAGUUGACUUCUUCGAGAUUAUGGAUAUGCUAGACAAGAGACUGAAUGAUAAGGGCAAGUACUGGAGACACGUGGCCAAAUCACUGACAGUUUUGGAUUAUCUUGUUCGCUUUGGUAGUGAGAACUGUGUGCUAUGGUGCAGAGAGAAUUUUUAUGUAAUCAAGACAUUGAGGGAAUUCAGACACGAAAAUGAGUCCGGAUUCGAUGAAGGACAAAUUAUUAGGGUAAAGGCCAAAGAACUAGUCUCUUUGUUGAAUGAUGAGGAAAGGUUACGCGAGGAGAGGUCUAUGAAUACAAGAAACAGAAGAGCCAACAGGGCUACUAGGCCAAGGCCAAGAAGACAAAGAACAAGGAGCAACCCACAUGAUUCUUCUCCUUCUUACCAGGACGAUUUGGAAAAAGCCCUGGAGGAGAGCAGAAUUACUGCUCAAGAAGAUGAGCAACGCAGAAGAGAGUUGGCUCAGUACGACGACGAGGAUCCUGACUUUCAAGCUGCCUUACAACUAAGUAAAGAAGAAGAGGAGUUAAAGCAAUUACAAGAACUACAGAGAUUACAGAAUCAACAACAGUCUCUGUCUCAAAUUCAAGCUCCUUUACAGCAACAACAGCAACAGCCAUCAGCAUACUACGAUAUUUUCGGUAAUCCAAUAUCUCAAGAUGAAUACUUGCAGUAUCAAUACCAACAGGACCAGGAACAAGCAAUGGCGCAACAAAGAUGGUUGGACCAGCAGCAAGAACAACAGCAGCUUGCUGAACAACAGUACUUCCAGCAGCAGCAACAAGCAGCAGCUGCUGCUAAUGCCUUACAACAGCAACAAACUGCCGCCAACAUGCAACAACAACAACAACAACAACAACAGCCCGCUAAUUUUCAACAACCUUUGCCUACAGGUUCCAAUAAUCCAUUUUCCAUGGAUAAUCUUGAAAGACAAAAACAGGAACAACAACAUGCUCAAUUGCAAAGACAGCAGGAAGAAGCUAGACAGCAACAAGAACAAUUGAAGCUACAACAACUACAAAGACAACAGCAAGAAGAAGCUCGAUUGCAACAGGAGAGGCAACAAGAAGAGGCCCAAUUACAACAGCAACAAGCUCAAUUGCUGCAGCAACAAGCUCAGUUCCAGCAGCAACAACCACUGAAGCAAACAAGAACAGGGAAUCAGUCUAUAUCGGAUAAAUACAGCGACUUGAAUACGUUAUUGGGAACUGGCACAGGGAUAGACACUUUUGGUAACACCGGAGAAGCACGUAUUCCUGCCCAGCACACAAAGACAGGCACGUUCAUAAAUUCUCAGGGUACAGGGUAUAAACAGGUUACUAACGAACCCAAGAACAACCCUUUUUUAAGCAACCAAUACACUGGUUUACCAAGCACGAAUAUUGUGCCCACACAAACAGGCUACGGGUUUGGUAACCAACCUCAAAUUUCUCCUACCAAUUCUCCUCAACAAAAUUCUACUAACAUAGACUACUCUCAGCCACAACAGUCACAGCAGCAACCGCAAUAUAUCCAGAGCUACCAACAACAACAACCUCAAUACACCCAAAACUUCCAACAACAACAACAACAACAACCACAAUAUACUCAGAAUUAUCAACAACAACCACAAUACACUCAAAAUUAUGAGCAGAGUUCCUCCCAGUUGCAACAACAACAGCAACAACAACAACAGCAGCAGCAACAGGGAUAUACUCCUGACCAAGGUGUAAGCUUAAUUGACCUUUGA